AUGGCUGGCAUAGCUUGCGUAUGGGCGAAUAUCCCAGAGGGACGCGAAGAGUGGUACGAGAACGUACACCUACCUUCACUGAAUCCACACAACGCAAAGCAUGCUUUACAUUGCGAAGUAACAGCGAGUGGUAUGGAGAAUGAGCCAGUGGGAAGGUUGGACGCGCCAUGGCCUUACAUGACCGUAUGGGAAAUAAAGAGUGUCGACCAAGCCAACAAAGACAUGUACGACGCACAAUACCAUCCACCAAAUGCCGAUUUGCAGGCUUCGCUCAAAGGCCUACUUCUUGAUCUUCGGUCCUAUCGGGAAAUCAAGAGUUGGAAACAAGACGACUGGUCCGGUGACGGUGGUGGUAAGAUCACGGGUGCGGAUAAAGCCGGCGAUGACGGACUAAUGUCGAUAGACAUCGAAUACGUCGCAAGCGUGGCGGCAAUGGAGUGGAGCGUACCAGCCGACAAGGAAGAGGAAGUCAUGAAAUACUACAGAGAAGUCGUCGGCCCCACAAUAUCUAGUUCACCAGACGUACUGCGGUUUCGCCUCUUCGAGGUUGACAACGCAACAACGAUGCAGGGCGGAAAGUUCGAGACCAAAGACAAGAAAGAGCUACACAGAUACUUUACUCUCGUCGAGCUAGAGUCUGAGCAGUGGCCAUGGGACGUGGUCGUCGAUCUCGCGGAGGACAAGGAAUGGAAGGACUAUUUCGAGAGUCAGCAAGUAGUGAAAUGGCAACUUAGUCACUACUUGAUGAAGAGGGCGUAUGGCGUACCGGAAAGCAAGGCCUCUGCAUCGAGCUAA
Messenger RNA from Alternaria novae-zelandiae, 795 nucleotides. RefSeq lists its product as uncharacterized. NCBI's taxonomy places the organism in Eukaryota, Fungi, Ascomycota, Dothideomycetes, Pleosporales, Pleosporaceae. The record is from RefSeq and is a predicted model, not a curated record. Bases 1 to 795 code for a protein of 264 amino acids. The transcript is spliced from 2 exons.